Molecule: messenger RNA, 2992 nt
Organism: Linum trigynum
Lineage: Eukaryota; Viridiplantae; Streptophyta; Magnoliopsida; Malpighiales; Linaceae
Source: the annotation of a GenBank genome assembly
AUAAAAAGGAAUUCCUUUAGCCUUUGUAUCAGUGGUAUGGUAAUGAAAGAAAAAGGCAAAAUACACUUGUAUAGCCAAAACUUUCACGUUUUUGCCAACAAUAGCCACUUUUGAAAAAAUACCAAAUAUAGCCAAUUUCAUCCAAUUCUUUAACGGUGUUAUCAAACAUGCUGACUAGACUAACGUUUCUUGCUGAUGUGGCAAUUUUUUUGUCCAAAAUCAUACCAUGUGGAAAUGAUUAUUUUAUUAUUAUAAUUAACUUAAAAGUUAACUAAAAUCCUUCACCCCCCUCUGGUCUCUCUUCUCUCGCAUUUUCCCAUGUCCUUCUUCCUCUCUGUUUGCGACCAGGACAUAUUAAUUCUCAGGGCACCUCCUCGCCGUUCUCAACCUCCCUCUAUUCCCUGAGCAUCCGUCCCAACGCUUCCUCCUCGCCGUUCCGACCUCUCUCCGACGCCUCCUCACUUUCCUGACCUUUCUCCAGCCCCUCCUCACAGUUUUUCCCUCCGCUGAUCCACCGUCGAAACAGAGCUAGCCAUCGCAAAAUGGCAAUUCGAGCUCUCACGACGAGGCCGCCAGGGUGAAGAAGAAGUUGAGUUGCUCUCUUUGUAUUAUUUAGGGUUUUUUCGGGUUUGAAAUUGGGAUGGUUGAAUUUAGGGUUUUCUAUGGAUUUGAUUAAGAGUAUUAUUGUUGGGGGUUCUGCUUUCACAGUGCUCGAUUUGGGGGUUUUGUGGAUUGGGGGUUUUGUUGUUGGGGGUUCUUUAGCGAUGUUGGUUUAUUGGCAAGAGGGGAGAGUGAACCGAUUUUCAAGGACGGCGAGUUUGAAUCUGAAGGCUUGGGGGAUCUUCGACGAGUUCAAUCUGAGGGGCGAACACAAAGCGCUUUCGAAGAGGAAGGAGAUGAAGCGGUGGCGAAAUCUUCUCAACAACGGAGAUGGUGAUUUUUCCAGCGACUUACAGCUCUCGAUUCGUGGUGAUUCUGGUUUUUUCAAGCUCUCAAUUGAUGGGCGCUAGCCCGCAACUGAAGAUGGGUGUUAGGAAGUUGCCGAUUCAAAGGUCUGGAUUUGUGAUUUGUGGUUCUGGAUUUAAGAUUAUGGGUUCUGGGUUUGAAAUUUUGGUUAUGAGUUUAUUAAAGAUGGUGUUCUCUGUUCUUGAUUUUGUUUGUUUGGCUGGAGUAAUGGAAGGCGCCGGCUAGGGUUUUGGCCGAAAUUAAUUUGAAGAAGCUAGAAGAUGAAGUGUUAAAAGGCAAAAAAAAUAUUUAAAGAAAAUUAUGAGAUGGCAUCUACGUGGUAAGUGGGGUGAGUUGUCGUUGAUGUGUGUCGAUGUGGCAUCCUAGUCAGCAUAUUGUUAAUCUAACUAACGAUAUUUUUAACACCGUUAAAGUUUGUGACGGAAAUGGCUAGAUUUGGCAUACAAUCACCCCAAAUUGUGGCUAUAUCUGGUAUUUCUCUAAAAGUGGCUAUUAUUGUCACAAACGCGAAAGUUAUGGCUAUGAAAGUGUAUUUUGCCAAAGAAAAACGAAGGCAUAUAUCCAAACCAAAAGUCUGCCCUAGCUACCAAGAAACCAUACAGAAUGGUAACAAAUUUCAAGGCUGAGAUGGAGCUUUGGAAGGUGCAUGGAUGCUUCAAGAUGUUUGUUGACUAAAGCGACCCUUCCUUGGCCUAGCUAGACCCACAAACAAGAAAACAUAAUGGAACCAAUGAGUAAAACAAAAUAACAUGAAUAUCGAUACAAAGAAAAAGGAAAAUCCCAAGUACACUAUGUCUACUACCCCAUAUCAUACGUCUCUUGAUCUCUUAUGAUGAGUUUUCACCAUUAUUAUUGGUUUCAGAUUGAGCCCUCUCCCUAGCUAUAGUUAUUGCUCUAGAGAGUGACAUUUUUAACCUCAUGUGGACAUCUUUGGGGGUGAAUUACAUGAAUGAGAGCACUAUAAUUUUUGGUUGGUCGAAAAAUGGAUGAUUGAAGUUUGAGUUCUGACGAACUUGUCAUGAAAAAGUUUGAUACAACUAACACACAACGCAGUAGUUUCAUUUAAACUCAAAAGAUUUGUUUGUUCGAUUUGCUCAUAUAAACAUGUUGGUUCAUUCGAGUGAUUGAUAAUGAAAGAAAAAAGAUUGUAUCAAACUCUAUAACUAAUUCGAUAUCUUGUAAGACACAAAAUUCUAGAAAUGAAUUAGAGUGUUCUGGUUUAGAUCACGCAAAAGUUGAAAUAAAUCAUACAAAUUACAUAAUUAAAAUUCUUCUCCCAAUUUACAACAUUAAUUAUCCCUAAUUUCAGUAAAAAUUACUUAUUAUUGAACCUGUAUUUCUUGCAUCUUGAAUUUUGUAAAAUGUGAAAACAAGCUUAAGUAGUAAUUAAUAACAAAAGUCCACAUAGGUUACUUACAAUCCUAUGUGGGGUUCAUUGAGAAGAUUAAUUGUUUAUGGUGUUAGGGUUUCUCUUCCACAUCCAAAGCACUUGUGUGACAAUGACUUGACAUAACAUAACUACCCUUUCAAGUUCUUGGUUCUUUGUGUGCUUGUUGAUAGUAAUAUCCACUUCUUUUGGUGAGACUGCUUUUCCUAUCUAAAUGCAUGAUGUUUGUCUUUAACCUAACAAAAGCUCAUGCCCAUGCAAGCUCAUGUUUUUGUUUGAAAGCCCAACACUUAUAUGAAGACGAAUUUGAGCUUGCAUGAGCUAAGGUUUGUAACUAGAAUUUUUGUUUAGUUACUAUCAUACAAUAUACACUUCUUACUAUCUAUAAAAUUCUCCAUAUAUGUUGUUGCCAGUUGCCACAUAUUAGCAUAACCAAACUUUUAUCUUUAAUUGUACUAUAUGGAGAUGCCUUCACUGCAUGACACCAUAUCUACUCCAUUAUUGCCACGACUUGAUUGGAUUAGCUCGGGUGAUCACAACACAAGCUACUUCCAGCGCGAACGAUCCAACGCCGACCACACUACACAUUAACUUGUGUCACACUACGAUGUAUCAUACGAAGAAAAGAUUGAAAAAGUA